CGCCUCUGUUCCUCGCUGCCCAUGGAAUCAGAAUAUCACCAUCACCAGCAAGAUCUCAUCAGACACUCCUGGCAGCAAUACCAUUUCUACAACAUCCUACACACUUAUAUCUCUUGAGCUUCGACUUUGAUCAGUCCACCGCCCAUCAAAAUGCAGUUCCGCGUCGCCACCAUCGCCCUUCUCGUCUCGGCCGUCGCCGGCGCCGCCCUGCCCGCCGAGGCCGAGGCCGGCAACGAGGCGCGUGGGCUCAUCGAGGCCCGCGCCAACGGCGACAUCACCUGGUACAACGUCGGCCUGGGCGCCUGCGGCAAGCAAAACGUGGACACCGACCUCAUCGUGGCCCUCAACAAGGCCGACUUCGACCCCCACACCCCCAACGGGAACCCCAACAACAACAAGCUCUGCGGCAAGAAGAUGCGCGUCUCGUACAACGGCAAGUCGGUCGACGUGACCCUCCGCGACCGCUGCGCCGGCUGCAAGAAGGGCGACGUCGACCUGAGCCCCGCCGCCUUCAAGAAGCUGGCCCCCCUCGGUAACGGCCGCGUCAAGGGCUCCUGGAAGUGGCUGUAAAGUGACUGCCGGAACGAGCCUCGUGCCCUUUGAGCAACAGCUCUCACAUUGUUCUCUUCUCAGGCUGGGAUAUGUUGAAGUGCCGGUGGUUUGAAUGACCUUGGAUGACGAAAAAGGAGGGUAGAAAGAGUUGGCUCGCGGAUAUCACUUUCUCUAAUUUCUUUGUGUAAACAUUUUCGCUUCUCCCAGUACAUAUUACCCACUCCCUCGAGACAGAUAUCUAGUCACAAUUCCCGGCUGCGUCAGCUCAUGGGUUUCCAUUGCA
This is a messenger RNA of Gaeumannomyces tritici R3-111a-1, 835 nucleotides long. RefSeq lists its product as hypothetical. The coding region runs from base 151 to 570 and encodes 139 amino acids. The transcript has a single exon. NCBI's taxonomy places the organism in Eukaryota, Fungi, Ascomycota, Sordariomycetes, Magnaporthales, Magnaporthaceae. The record is from RefSeq and is a predicted model, not a curated record.